This is a messenger RNA of Labeo rohita (rohu), 3393 nucleotides long. It is a transcript of the gene dclk3, whose product is annotated as doublecortin-like kinase 3. Gene Ontology annotation, molecular function: protein kinase activity; ATP binding. Gene Ontology annotation, biological process: protein phosphorylation; intracellular signal transduction. The transcript has 6 exons. NCBI's taxonomy places the organism in Eukaryota, Metazoa, Chordata, Actinopteri, Cypriniformes, Cyprinidae. Bases 344 to 2593 code for a protein of 749 amino acids. The record is from RefSeq and is a predicted model, not a curated record.
UGGAGCAGGAUGCGGAGUAUCCGGUAACGCGCUCGUAGCUUUUCCAAAAGAUGCGGCUUCGCGAUAUCCCCGUGUUACCUCAGGUCUGAUAGACGCUGAUUGAAUAUUGGCUGGGUGCGCACUGUCCGAUUCAAAGCUUUAAAUUCAGCGCUGUUUUUUCAAACUUUUACGAAUCCCCCAAAACAUUGACAAGUUUAGAGGUGCGCGUUGAUUUCAUCAUGGCUACAGAUUUUUAAACCAUUUUGUGAACCCGUCGGACACUUUGGGACAGUAUGGAUAGUCAGUCAGACUCAUGGGUUUAUAUUAGCACUAAUACUGAAGAUACUACGGGCCGUGGAACAGAAUGACACCGGUGUGGAACCAGCGACCGGGGCGAGAGCCACCAAGACCCAGAUGGGGACUGACAGAUCAUAGGAUUAAACUGCCAAAAUGCCCAAAUGCCGCCCCUCGGCAAUCUCUUCCAUCUUACCUGCACAGAUCACGACCCCGAAGGCCUCCCACAGACUUCAGGCCUUCAGAAAGCCCUGUGUAUCACUGGGAGGAAGCAGGAGUACCCAAGGCGAGCGGCUACCAUGCCAGACACGCAGAAUCAAGCCCGGUGCGCCCACGAAUCGUGACGGUGGUGCGGCCGUGCGGACAGGAGAGUGUGCGGAAGAUCUCACUGCUGUUAAACCGCCGCGCUGUGCAGACGUUCGAGCAGCUAAUGGCAGAUGUGUCUGAGGCACUUGGCUUCCCCUGCUGGAACAACGGUCGAAUACGACGACUCUUUAGCCCUGCAGGCCGAGAAAUCCACAGUCUUGCUGACUUCUUUCGCUUUGACCAUGCCUUCCUUGCUUUUGGGAAUAGCCGGCCAUCUCUUGACGAGGUACAAGCAGCACUAGACGAGUUAUAUCCGGAAAACCCCGGGCACUGCGAACACCUGCUGAGGGUAUGGGAGCGUAUCCUGAGACCCAAGGCCACUAAGGCGGAUAGUGGGUUCCAUGAUGAUGACGCCGGAGCCGAGAUGUCCUUACCUAUGGUACGUAAUCAACAGGUAAACCAACCAGCUGUCAACAACUUGCAGCCUGUUGGAAGGCAAAAAGAAAAGGUAAAGAGAGAAAGACCGAGAGAACUGUGGAGGAGGAGAGGUGAGGAAGAGAAGGAGAUAAAGAAGGAGGAAGGAAAGAGAGAAGCUGUUUACUGCCGGAGCUGUCGAGGAUGCGGCCCUCCAAUACCUCCAAUCAGAAGCACUCGAUGUUCUCAACCGGACGGGCCAAAUAACCACAGUAAUAAAAGUACUCAGAACAACAUGGAAAAAGCACCACAAAGAUCACUGAAAGCAAACAAGCAAGAUUUGGAGACAAUAACUGAGCAGGAUGUUAAUAAGCAGCAAACAGCUGAGCAAAAAGAUAUGCAGAGUAGCAUAUUACCUGAUGGUGCCGAAGUGUCGCUGGAGGACAUUGAGCGCUGCUAUGACAUGGGCCGUGUGGUAGGAGACGGGAACUUUGCGGUGGUCAGGGAGUGCCGUGUGAGAGGCCUGGCUGAAACUUUCGCUAUGAAGAUUGUAGACAAUGCAAAGCUGCAGGGCCGUGGUCACAUGAUUCAGAAUGAGAUCGCUCUGCUGCGUAGUCUGGAACAUCCUCGGCUCAUCCAGCUGUUUCGUUCUCAUCACACGCACACCCAUGUUUACCUGCUGAUGGAGCUGGUGACCGGUGGAGACCUGUUUGAUGCUAUCACUCAGAACGGCAGGUUUACCGAGCCAAGUGCUGCAUGCAUGAUCAGAGACAUCAGUCAGGCACUGGAAUACAUCCACAACAAGAGCAUUGCACACCGAGACAUCAAACCUGAAAACCUUUUGGUACAGCGAAAUAGCACUGGAGGUUUGAAUCUGAAGUUGGCUGAUUUUGGAUUAGCUUUGGUGGUAACGGAACCAGUGUUCACAGUCUGUGGCACACCUACAUAUGUUGCUCCAGAGAUACUUGCUGAGACAGGUUACGGUGUUGGAGUAGAUGUUUGGGCGAUGGGAGUCAUACUGUUUGUGCUGCUGAGCGGGUUUCCUCCAUUCCGCAGUCCAGAUCGUAAUCAAGAGGAACUAUUCCGUCUCAUCCAGAAAGGAGAAGUCCACUUUCUGUCCCCUUACUGGGAUAAUGUAUCUGAGGGGGCUAAAGCUCUAGUUAUGGCUUUGCUAGAGGUCAACCCCAAAAGGCGUUUGACUGCUAGUCAAACCCUGCAGCACGACUGGCUUCAGCAUGCAACGGCACAAAAAGACCAUAAGGGAGCGAUAAAGGCCACUGACUCCACCAGCAAUCAGCAGAAACUGAGCAGACAGCUGGAAAUUGGUGAAAAUAAGAGUGAUUCUCACAAACCAGAAAUGUUGGCAGAGAACUGUCAUGCGGCACAAAUUUAUGAGAACAUACUGAAUCAUAAAUAUGAACCAGAUAUUAACAUGCAUGACAGAGACCAGCAGAUUCAAGAGACUCAUAACACGACAAGCAACCAACAAAAUGCAUCCCAUGCAGAGGACACCACCACCACGACCAAGCAAUAUACCACAGAUCAGCACAAACCUGAGAAACCAGCACAGCAAGAAGACACUGACACAAAACAUGAGUGACCUGCUGAGUAAUGAGUUAGUUAAAGGGCAGUGAAGACUGAAGAAGCAAGCAUAGACAAGUGAUUAGAAGAAACUAAUCAUACAUUAAAUAGUCCUGACAAAAUAAGCCAUGUGAAACAUAACAAAGUGGAACAGCAGACCUGAGGCAAACAUAACAUACAUAUUACUCUGUAGUAAACAACAUAUAGUGUCUUCUCAUACUCUCAAACCUACACAUAUACUCUAAGCACUGAUUCUGACUGAGAGUUCACUCAGUUUUAUCAAGGCUCAAAUGACAUCUGCACUGAUCUCCACUCAUUUUGGAGGAAAAUCUGCUGAAUUAGUGUAAAUAUGGUUACAUGUAUUAAAAGGAGCUUAUAGUGCACUCUUCUUGGUAGUUUAAGGCAUAAUCCAAUAUUUUUAAAAACACAUCUGAAUAUCAGAAUUCUGUAUAAAUUCUAUGUGCGCGUACAGGUCACUAAUGAAUGAUACAGGACAUUAAAGUAACUAUUAGAACAAGACAUUAUUUACUGACUAGAGGCAGAAGGGUAGUUUAUGUUGUUUUGUCUUCCUAAUCUGUGUUAUUUUAAAAGAAAGGCAUUUCAAUAUAGAAGGACUAGUUUUGUUUUUUAAAUGUAUUGGUCAAGCUUGGCCUCUGCCAAUGUUUGUGGGAAUGUUAGUUGGGUAGACUAACUAGUAAUAAGCUAAAUGUAUUUAGUAUUAUUUGCCUUCCCAUGUCUCAUUUCAUGUAUUUAUAUUGCACAUCCUCAAUUUUAUUCAGUCUUUUUCUUUUUUUUUCAAUAAAGUUGUUUUGCAAAUUA